Vicia faba (fava bean) is the source of this 1866-nucleotide messenger RNA. NCBI's taxonomy places the organism in Eukaryota, Viridiplantae, Streptophyta, Magnoliopsida, Fabales, Fabaceae. The record is from the annotation of a GenBank genome assembly.
AUGUCUAGACGAGCUUUGAAGAAUGUUGCUCUUGCUUAUCUUGCUUCCCCUGAGGAUCAAGAAUUCACCGACCUUGCACUUCAAGAAUACAAAACUGCUACAAAUAUGACUGAACAUUUUACAGCAUUGGCGUCCAUAGCCCAGAACCCUGUUAAAACUCGUGAUGAUGUUCUUGCUGACUUUUAUGAGAAGUGGCAGAAUGAUUACUUGGUUGUGAACAAAUGGUUUGCUCUUCAAGCUGUGUCUGACAUUCCUGGUAAUGUUGAGAAUGUGCGGAAACUGUUAAGCCACCCAGCAUUUGACUUGCACAAUCCCAAUAAAGUGUACUCUCUCAUUGGAGGUUUCUGCGGGCUCCCUGUGAAUUUCCAUGCAAAGGAUGGAUCUGGCUAUGAAUUUUUGGGAGAUAUUGUGCUCUUUGACAGAUUUGGGAACAGUAAGCCCUCCUCCCAUCAAAGGCCCACUCUUGAUAUUGGUUCAUCAUCAAAAUCUACUUUUAGUGCAUCUGAAACAGCCUCCAAUACAACAAAAGACCCUUUCAAAAUAUUUGAAUCAACUUCUGCUCCAACUGGUUCAUCCUCAAGGCACUUUACAGACCCAUUAGAAGAAAUUAGUAAACUUACUAGUUCUAGAAGCACAAAAAUUGAUUUUUCAUCCAAUUCUAAUGAUGGAGUAUAUGAUGAUACUGAUUCCUUUGAUGGACUUGGAAAUUCAGUACCAGCAUUUUCAUCAGAGGGGACCUGUAGGAACGAUACCAGUUCCCCAAUGCCGAGGUCAAACACAAGUUCAAGUUGGACCCGAGAUAAAGAAUCAUUUGAAAAAUUGUUUGUCAGAAGUCUUGAUAGACGGACACAUAACAAGAUUCUUGUUGAACAUGAUAAGGAGUUUCAUCAAACUCCAUAUGGCAUGCCUAUAUAUUCAUCUGAUUCGAAUAAACCAAUAGUUGACCAAAGGUCUCAGAAAUAUGAAGAAAAGUUAGUCUCAGAUGAUGAUAUGUGGCUAACGGUAUCAGAGAUUCCUCUUUCCAUACAACCAACUGCUGCUCCACCACCCUCAAGACCACCUCCUCCUCGACCAGUUCAUAUCCCCAUGUCAGAAACAGGUUCACCAGCUUUUGCCAAUGUCAGGAAAGACAACGGAUUUUCUUCUUUCCCAAGUUCCACUCGAUUUUCUCAGGAUCCUAAAUAUGCUCCUGCUACAACCAAGUUAUCUUCUGCGUCGCAGUUUGAUGAACUUGAAGAUUUUGCCAUGGGCACGAGUCACAGUGAUGAUGAUGAAUGUGAAAAUGGUGAUCCUGAUAAAGAAUUAGAGAUGAACUCAGCUGCUACAGCUAUGAAGGAGGCUAUGGAGAAAGCUGAAUCUAAAUUUAGGCAUGCAAAGGAAGUUUGGGGGAGUGAGAAUACAAAACCUGCUCCAACUCAUACUUUGCCUGACAGUAGUAUAAUACCUAAUGCUCCCAACUUUGAUAACUCACCAGAUAGUGGCAAUGACAUAGAAGAAGCAAUGAUUCAUGCAGCCAUUGAGGCAUCCAAACGGAAGGCGGAGGAAAAUUACAGCAAUCAUGAACUUGGCAGACAAGUUAACUUAAGUGAAUCUGGGCCUAAUCCAAGGCAAACAUUUGUGGAAGAUCCUGAGCUUGCCCAUGCAAUUUCAUUGUCCCUGAAGACAACAGAACAAGAAAAAGCACGGCGUGUACAAAAAGGUGAUAUUGGAGCACAUUCAGCAGGACCAUCUAAGGCACCAGCGGUUGAAUUAGGGGAAGUAUCUUCGAAUGGGAGAUUGCAAGCAGGAAGCUUAUCCUAUAAAGAGGAAGAUAGAUACAUAUGUGGAUUAUGUGCAGCAGUUUGGUUUGUUUCAUCCCGUACCUGA